Penicillium samsonianum is the source of this 630-nucleotide messenger RNA. Its product is annotated as glutathione S-transferase GST-6.0. The record is from RefSeq and is a predicted model, not a curated record. NCBI's taxonomy places the organism in Eukaryota, Fungi, Ascomycota, Eurotiomycetes, Eurotiales, Aspergillaceae. Bases 1 to 630 code for a protein of 209 amino acids. The transcript has a single exon.
AUGUCAACCGAAAUAAAUCUCUUCUACUCCCCAGGCGCCUGCUCCCUAGCACCGCACAUCCUUCUCCACGAAACAGGUCUACCCUUCAACAUCCAACGCGAAAAGCUAGGCUCCUUCACACCAGAACUGUUAUCCCUAAACCCAAAAGCCAAAAUCCCAACCCUAACUCUCGACGACGUCGUGAUCACCGAAAACCCAGCCAUAAUGACCGCAAUCGCGAACAUGGCCCCUGAAAAGUAUCUCCUGGGGCGCCCGGGCACGCUCGACUCUGUCCGGUGUCUUGAGUGGAUGGCGUGGUUAUCAGGGACUCUGCAUGGGGUAGGGUUCGGGAUGACGUUUCGGCCCCAGCGGUUUAGUGAGAGGCCCGAGAACUGGGAAGAGGUCAGAGCAAAGGGGAUGGAGAUUGUGAAAGGCUGCUUUGAGGAUAUUGAGAGGAAGUUGGGUGGGGUUCAUGCUGUGGGAGACGGGUUUACGGUUGUUGAUGCUUAUUUGUUUGUCUUUUGGAGGUGGGGGGUUGAGGUAGAGCUUGAUGAGGAUUUGGAGGGGAGGUUCCCAAAGUAUAGGGCGCUGGCUGAGAGUGUUAAGGGUAGGGAGACGACCAUGAAGACGCUCCAGGCCGAGGGACUGUGA